AUGCGAUGUCCGCAGGAGCGCCCGGUUCCUCUUCUGCUGCUGCUGCACUUUGUUUUCAUUUUGGCAUCCGGCCACGAAGAGCUUCCCGACUCUGGCACAGUCUUCUCCCUCUUUGCAGAGCAAGGUGGUUUGUUCCAGUCAGAAUCAGACGCAUCCAUCGUCCACCCAGAGAAAACUGAUGCUCAUGGAGAGUUCAUUACUCACUCUCUGUCUCACCACUUCCAGGGUGGAAGAGUCAGACGUGACCUGCGAUCCCUCGCAGCGGAGGAACAGGUUUACUAUAAGGUCAACUACAGGGGUCGAGCUUUAUUGUUCAAUUUGACUGCCAACAACAACCUGCUUUCAAAUGGCUACAUCCUGGAGAGGAGGAACGGCAGCGCCAACAGGACUGAGCAUCGUCCCUCGGGGGGGAAUUCCUGCCACCUCCUCGGCACCGUGGAAACGUCUGAUGUGAGAGGAACUGCUGCCAUCAGCACCUGUAAAGGACUGAGAGGCUUCUUCUCGCUGCCUGAGGGACAAUAUUUUAUCGAACCUGCUCAGAAACCUGCUGAUGAUCCUUCAGGGACUCCAGAGCCCCACGUGGUCUAUCCCAGAGCUCCUGCAGAAAAUCACAGGAAGAAACGCAGCCCGGAGUCUAAGGACACACCCGGUGCAUGUGGAGUUCAAGAUGCUCCCGGUGACUCCGUCCAGGUGGAGGGGGAGAGGGAGGAGUGGGAGAGGGAGCAGCAGGGCGGGGAGGAUCAGGCUCGGUCUCGCUCGCAGCGCUCGGUCAGCAGGGAUCGCUGGGUGGAGACCAUGGUGGUGGCCGACUCCAAACUCCUCGAGUAUCACGGCAGCGAUAAUGUCGAGUCCUACAUCUUCACCAUCAUGAACAUGGUGGCGGGAAUAUUUCAUGAUGCCAGUAUUGGGAACGCCGUCCAUGUCAUCCUGGUGCGCCUCAUUUUGUUACAGGGAGAAGAGAAAGGGUUGAAGAUCGUUCACCAUGCAGACACUACUCUGGCCAGUUUCUGUGCUUGGCAGAAAAACCUCAACCCUCAGAGCGACACACACCCGGCUCACCAUGACGUGGCCGUGCUGGUCACCAGGAAAGACAUCUGUGCUGGGAUGAACCAGCCCUGUGAGACCCUGGGUCUGUCUCAUCUGUCUGGGAUGUGUCAGCCUCACCGCAGCUGCAAUAUCAAUGAGGACUCGGGGCUGCCUGUCGCUUUCACCGUCGCUCAUGAAAUGGGCCACAGCUUUGGAAUCCAUCAUGACGGCCAGGGGAACGACUGCGAGCUGGCAGGCAAGCACCCGUUCAUCAUGUCCCGACAGCUGAUGUACGACAGCUCGCCUCUCACUUGGUCUUCCUGCUCCAAAGAAUACAUCACCCGCUUCCUCGAUCGUGGAUGGGGUUUCUGUCUGGACGACCGUCCUUCCAAGAGGGAUCUGACCACGCCGCUGGCUCGCCUCGGCGUCCGCUACACCACGCACCACCAGUGCCAGCUCCAGUAUGGCCCCAAUGCUACGUUCUGCGCUGAGGUUGAUAACGUUUGCCAGAUUCUUUGGUGUUCGGUGAACGGCUCCUGUCGCUCCAAACUUGACUCGCCUAUAGACGGAACCCGCUGCGGACCAGAGAAGUGGUGCAUCUCGGGAGAGUGUGUGAUUGUGGGUAAACUCCCAGAGACUGUGAACGGAGGCUGGGGACAGUGGAGUACCUGGUCUCACUGCUCCAGGACCUGCGGGACAGGGGUUCAGUCAGCGGAGAGGGAAUGUAACAGCCCCAAACCAGAGUUUGGGGGCAAGUACUGCACCGGAGAAAGGAAGCGCUAUCGGACGUGUAACACAAAACCCUGCCAGAGGGGAAAACCGACCUUCCGAGAGAUGCAGUGCAGUGAGUUCGACACCGUGGCCUACAACAACGAGCUCUACCAGUGGAUUCCCGUGUUCAACCCGUUGAACGCCUGCGAGUUGCACUGCCGACCGGUCAACGAGUAUUUCUCGGAGAAGAUGCUGGACGCGGUGACGGACGGGACGACGUGCUUCAUGAACAACAAGUCCAGGAACAUCUGCGUCAACGGCGUGUGCAAGGACGUCGGCUGUGACUGUGGCAUCGACUCGAACGCGGUGGAGGACCGCUGUGGCGUUUGCCUCGGCGACGGCACGAGCUGCGAGACCGUCUACAAGUCCUUCAACGAGGCCGACGGCUUCGGGUACGUGGACGUGGGCGUGAUACCUGAGGGGGCGCGGGACAUCCUGGUAACGGAAGUGGAGGAGGCAGGUAACUUCCUGGCUCUGAGGAGUGAGGCGUCGGAGGAGUACUUCCUCAACGGCAACUUCGUCAUCCAGUGGAACGGCGAGUACCAGGCCGGUGAGACCACCUUCUACUACGAGCGCAGCGGGAACAUGGAGAACCUCACCGCUCCCGGACCCACCAAGCAGCCAGUCAUGCUCCAGCUGCUGUUUCAGGAGAAGAACAUGGGUAUAAAGUACGAGUACACGGUAAAGAAGACCAAAGAGGCAGGAAACGAGAUCAUCGAACCCACUUACAGUUGGAGACACGGGGCGUGGACGGACUGCAGCACCACCUGUGGCUUAGGUGAGCAGUUCCAGCCUGUGCGAUGCUUCGAGGUGGACAUGGGCGUGGUGGACGAGUCUCUGUGUGACCCAGAGAGUCGUCCUGAGGACAGACACCGAAGAUGCAAGACGAUGGAUUGUCCCGCAAGGUGGUGGGUCGGAGGUUGGCAGCAGUGCUCAGCCACCUGUGGAUCCGAUGGGAUGAGAAAGCGAACGGUGCUGUGCGUCCGCACGGUCUCUGCAGAGGAACGGGUCCUCCACCCUGUGGAGUGCAAGCAUCUCCUUAAACCCAAACCUGUGGUGCAGUGCAACAGAGACGUACCGUGUGGGCAGGACUGGGCGGUCGGGAACUGGGAGGAGUGCCCAGUCACAUGUGGAGGAAGCGUUCGCUCACGCAUAAUCACGUGUGCACUCGCGCCCACAAAGACCUGUGACCUCUCCACCAAACCUCGGUCCAGAUCCCUGUGUGCCCUGCAGAGCUGCCCUAACGCAAGUCUACGUAGACGACCUGGGCCUCCCCCCAAAUACCGCCGCGUCUACCCACCGAAGAGCCGCCCUGCCGUGCCUCCAGCUUCCCCCACCUGGGCUCCCACCAGCCCCACGGCCACAGCCACUGUCCCUGCGACACAGAAAAUAACCAAAGAAACGACAACUGCUGUCGUCCCUACCACUAAAUCCCCUUUGACCCCGGAAACCACAACCCCUGAGAUCGUCUACAAAGAUGAUGAUUAUGAGUUCAGUGUUGUAGUGAGGAACGAUGGGGAUAAGAAGGAGGAAGUUUUUCCUUCUAAACCCAGCUCUGUGGAAAUGGAGAAGAAAUCAAGUGGGGAGGAAAAGGAAAACAUGGAGGGAGAGGAGGGAAGUACGCCAAACGUGGUGAUGAACACUCCAGGAUAUGAUUAUGUUGUCGAGGAUAUGACGGCUGAAGAGGAGGUGAUCAUCGACUUGGAUGUUUCUACCAAGGCUACAUCCUUGAAAGAUCCUCCCACGUCGACCACUUCACAAACAAGUCCACCCACCGUGCACACAACCAGAACACCCACCACAACCAGCUACUCCACCCCACACACCAGCACUGAAACAUGGGUGAAGACCACUCGCCACUUAUCCAACCCCCGCACCAGUCCACGGAGCCACUGGACACACAGGGCUCCCCUCACCACUCCCAUGUACAAGAAGCACUCAGUCCCGUCGAAAACCGUCUCCCGGACGACGAGAGCUCCGUCCACAGCUGCAAGAAAACUGUUCACCACUGCUGCAUCGGCCCAGCCCACAGUCAAGAUAAUUAAAGUGAAGAAACCUGCUGUGACACCAAAGAAAAGCAGUUCCGUCUCACGUGCUAAAAAGCCCUCGUCACGGUCCAAAGGCGCCAAGAACCCGAACCAGCGCCCGGGGGGUCCGGUGAGCAGCCCCCCCAGUGACCAAAGCACCGUGAUGGCCCGGCAGCCGGUCAGCAGGGAGAUCUCCUGGGUUGUAGGAAACUGGAGCGAGUGUUCAACAACAUGUGGCAUCGGUGCAAUAUGGCGAACCGUGGCGUGCAGCUCUCCGAACGAUGAGGACUGUGCCAACGUGAAGAGACCUGAGCCUGCACGUACGUGUGAGCUGCAGCCCUGCGCCACCUGGCAAAGUGGCAGCUGGAGCAAAUGCCCAGAUAACUGUGCAGUGGUGGGACGGAGGCACCGGGACGUCCAGUGUGUGGAUUCUCAGAGUAAACGUCCCCUCAGGCCGUUCCACUGCCAAGCGGAGUCCAGCCGACCCGUCAGCUCGUUGACGUGUCCCCACAAGCCCUGUAUGACCUGGAGCAUAUCACCCUGGGGACAGUGCUCCGGCAGCUGUGGCGAAGGCAUCAGGGAGCGUCUGGUGUACUGUCCCGAGCCUCAUCGCUGCAGCACCACGCUGAGACCAAACGACACGGACACCUGCAGCCUAAAGCCCUGCACGCACUGGAAGACCGAGGAGUGGGAAGAGUGUCCUGCGAGUUGUGGUGGGGGUCAGCAGCAGCGGCAGGUCAACUGUGUGAGUGACCAGGAUUCAGCUGUGAUGCCAAACAACCUCUGUGAAAAGUUUUCCAAACCAGAAACACUCAGGAAGUGCAACAUGCAGGAAUGCAAGACCAACACAGGUCCAGUUUGCAGGAAGAACACCAUGUCCUCACGCUUCUGUGACAAGCUGAAGCUCCUGGGCCGCUGCUCUCUCAGAUCGGUCCAAAGACAGUGUUGUGUCACCUGCGGGCCGUAGCCAGGGUUACACACACACACACACACACACACACACACACUUAUAUACAAGCAUAUACUACAAUGGACACACCCCAGAUACAGUAACACAUUGGAACCAGUGACCACAGUAGUCCCAGUUACCACAACAUGACCACAAGCACAUUUUAAUCAGCACACAAACAAACCUUUUUAAAUGAAAAAGUUUGAAAUGCAGAAUUGAAAUAUUUUAAUAACUUUUAAUUAAAAAAAUUGGGAAAUUAUUUGUAGGUAAGUACAAUAUUUCCAACAAAACAUACUCGGUAAACAUUAAAGCAGUCCAAUAAGAGCUCAAGAGCUGGUUUCUACACAGUGGAUUGUACUACAUGGUGCAGCUCUUAUAAUCUUAUUAUAUAAAGAUGCUCCACAUUCAAGUCACCAGUUCUGUUUUUAUUUCAAAGUGAACAAGUAAAAAUAAUUCAGAAUGUAAAUAAAGAGGGUUUUUUUGUUACUGAUUUAAAUUUUAAAUUGUUAAUAGUAAUGAUAAUCAAUGUUUUUUGGACUCUAUAUAUUUAGCUGUGUUUCCUGCUUGAUGUGUGGUCUUGCCGGCACUGUGUGUUUACAGGUUUUCCUGAUUCAGUUAUGAUGUAAAUUAUAAAAAAGAAACUACAAAAAUCAUCAGCAGAACCUUCUUAGUUCUCCAGCUCGAACCUGGGUGCUUCUCCUUGGUGUGGGAUUGAUGAAUGAGAAAGAGGUGUUGCAGGUCAUCCCUCUCUGGUCCCUGUAAAGACUGGCCUCUGUGUUUGUAUGAUAUUGUACAGGCAUCACCACCAGUGUCAUGUAUCUGGUUCCGUCAACAUCACAUGUCUCCAUGGUUAAUAAAAGAUAUUUGUGACGAAGCUGCUUUACAGCUGACACAUUGAAUAAAAAACAUUUUAAAUGUC
Molecule: messenger RNA, 5692 nt
Organism: Limanda limanda (common dab)
Lineage: Eukaryota; Metazoa; Chordata; Actinopteri; Pleuronectiformes; Pleuronectidae
Gene: adamts12
Product: ADAM metallopeptidase with thrombospondin type 1 motif, 12
Exons: 24
Coding region: 1-4791 (1596 amino acids)
Biological process (GO): proteolysis; extracellular matrix organization
Cellular component (GO): extracellular matrix
Molecular function (GO): metalloendopeptidase activity
Source: RefSeq, a predicted model, not a curated record